Messenger RNA from Ziziphus jujuba (common jujube), 3368 nucleotides. Its product is annotated as probable inactive ATP-dependent zinc metalloprotease FTSHI 4, chloroplastic. Gene Ontology annotation, biological process: proteolysis. Bases 207 to 2786 code for a protein of 859 amino acids. Lineage: Eukaryota; Viridiplantae; Streptophyta; Magnoliopsida; Rosales; Rhamnaceae. Gene Ontology annotation, cellular component: chloroplast thylakoid. The transcript is spliced from 17 exons. Gene Ontology annotation, molecular function: ATP hydrolysis activity; ATP binding; metalloendopeptidase activity. The record is from RefSeq and is a predicted model, not a curated record.
UUCAAUGCUCCGCUAAUCAUAUAAGAGUAGAGCAGAUUUAUGGAAUCCAAAUAAAAACAAAACAGACUUUGGGCCUGGCAUGCUUCGGAUAAUCCUCCUUGUUACAGAUUUCUCGCAUAUUUCCACACUGCCAGGAAAGUGAGGGAAAGAGAAAGAAAACAGACAGAACAAGAGGAAAAAAAGCAUUCUUACUUUAACGGCGGAUAAUGAAAUCCCAAUUGUUAAGCCCAUCUGAUUUCAUUCAACUACCUAGACCCUUAUUAAACCCCACUAAAACCCUUCUCCAAUUCCCAAAUUCUUCGUUGUCAUUAUCUCAAACAUCUCGUAGGCAUGCUUUCAGAACAAAAUAUCAGGCCACCAACGAUGCCGUUUCUCUCUUUAAGACGAGGAAACUCAGUAUCCGGGCUUGCAGUGCUUCAGGUUCGAGUUCGAAUUCAGUUAAUGCACCCGCAAACGUGGAGGAAGAGAUGGAGUCGGCACAGAUAUUUGAGAAAUUGAAGGAAGCAGAAAAACAACGGAUAAAUAAGUUGGAAGAACUUGACAACAAGGCAAACAUUCAGUUAGAGAGGCAGCUUGUUAUGGCUUCAUAUUGGAGCAGGGUCUUGCUGACUCUGCGGGGAAAGUUGAAAGGAACAGAGUGGGAUCCUGAAAACUCCCACAGGAUUAACUAUAGUGAUUUUUUGAGACUUCUUAAUUCCAAUAAUGUGCAGUUUAUGGAGUAUUCAAAUUAUGGUCAAACAAUAUCAGUGAUUCUACCUUACUAUAAAGAUGGGGAGAUAGAAGCUGAAAGAAAUUUGAAGAAGGAAGUUGUUUUUCGACGUCAUGUUGUUGACCGCAUGCCAAUUGAUUGCUGGAAUGAUGUUUGGCAGAAGUUGCACCAACAAAUAAUAAAUGUAGAUGUUCAUAAUGUGGAUGCAGUACCUGCAGAAGUCUACUCGACUAUUGCAACUGCAGUCAUAUGGUCCAUGCGGCUUGCCCUGUCUGUCGUUUUGUAUCUCUGGAUUGAUAACUUGGCGAGACCAAUUUAUUCAAAGUUGAUACCAUGUGAUUUAGGUACUCCUAGCAAAAAAACUAGACAGCCACUCAAGCGCCGAGCACUUGGAUCCUUAGGCAAGAGCCGGGCAAAAUUUAUAUCUGCUGAAGAGUCUACCGGUGUUACCUUUGAUGAUUUUGCUGGCCAGGAAUAUAUAAAGAGAGAACUGCAGGAGAUAGUACGAAUUCUGAAGAAUGAUGAAGAAUUUCAAGACAAGGGCAUCUAUUGCCCUAAAGGUGUACUUCUCCAUGGACCUCCUGGAACUGGUAAAACUCUACUGGCUAAAGCUAUUGCUGGUGAAGCAGGACUUCCUUUCUUUGCCGCAAAUGGCACUGAUUUCGUUGAGAUGUUUGUAGGUGUGGCAGCAUCUCGUGUUAAGGAUCUUUUUGCUAGUGCCAGAUCAUUUUCACCAUCCAUUAUAUUUAUUGAUGAGAUAGAUGCCAUUGGAAGCAAACGUGGUGGACCUGAUAUUGGGGGGGGUGGUGCAGAAAGAGAACAAGGGCUGCUUCAGAUAUUGACAGAGAUGGAUGGAUUUAAAGUUUCUACAUCACAGGUGCUUGUAAUUGGUGCAACAAAUAGACUGGAUAUUCUGGAUCCUGCUCUAUUGAGGAAGGGCCGUUUUGAUAAGAUUAUAAGAGUUGGUUUGCCUUCUAAGGAUGGUAGAUUGGCCAUAUUGAAGGUGCAUGCUAGAAAUAAAUUUUUUCGUUCUGAGGAGGAGAAGGAGGUUCUACUUCAGGAAAUUGCAGAGCUUACAGAAGAUUUUACUGGUGCAGAGCUGCAGAACAUACUGAAUGAAGCAGGAAUUUUGACUGCCAGGAAAGAUUUAGAUUAUAUUGGACGAGAAGAGCUACUUGAGGCUUUGAAAAGGCAAAAGGGCACCUUUGAAACUGGCCAGGAAGAUAGUACUGAAAUUCCAGAGGAGUUAAAACUGAGGUUGGCAUACCGAGAAUCGGCUGUUGCUGUCCUUGCAUGUUACUUUCCAGAUCCCUAUCGCCCUUUUACCGAGACAGAUAUCAAUUCCAUUCACAGUCAACCAAACAUGCGCUAUACAGAAACUCCGGGCAAGAUCUUCUCUAGGAAAUCAGAUUAUAUUAACUCUAUAGUGCGUGCAUGUGCUCCUAGAGUAGUUGAGGAGGAGAUGUUUGGGGUUGACAACCUGUGCUGGAUUUCUUCAAAGGCGACACUGGAAGCAUCAAGGCUUGCUGAAUUUUUAAUUUUGCAGACUGGGAUGACAGCUUUUGGGAAAGCAUACUACAGAAAUCAGAGUGAUCUUGUGCCAAAUCUUGCAGCCAAGCUUGAAGCACUUCGAGAUGAAUAUAUGCGUUAUGCUGUUGAGAAGUGUUCAGCUGUAUUGAGAGAAUACCAUUCUGCUGUUGAGACAAUCACUGAUAUAUUACUUGAAGAGGGAGAGAUCAAAGCGGAAGAGAUUUGGGACAUAUACAAAAGGGCUCCUCGGAUACCUCAGCCUGCUGUCAAUCAAAUUGAUGAAUACGGAGCCCUAAUAUAUGCUGGAAGAUGGGGAGUACAUGGAAUUACGCUUCCUGGGAGGGUCACAUUUGCCCCUGGCAAUGUAGGAUUUUUGACCUUUGGUGCACCCCGCCCCAUGGAGACCCAAAUUGUAAAUGAUGAAACUUGGAAGCUAAUAGAUAAUAUAUGGGAUAAAAGAGUUCAAGAAAUUAGAGCUGAAGCUUCAGCAGAGGUUGAAGAAGACAAAGAGAAACCACAGCUCUUGAUGGCCAGCCAUUUCCUCUAAAACUUUUAUUUCAGAGUUAUCCCGAAUCAUGCUCAAGAGUGUUAUUUUGGUUCAGGCUAGAAGGGAAGUCAUGCACAUGCCUAACCCAACAAAUUCAUAAGCUCCUUAUGGCGAUCUGGACAUGCAGGAUCCUAUGUCUAGCUUACUGAUAUCUCUGUACAUCAUACAGCCGUGAUCCAUAGCUGCGCAUCUUUGCGAAUGCAGAGUGAUUAUCCUUGAAUCUUAUUUCAAUCAUAUGAAGAACUAACAUAUAUGUCUGCUAUUGAUCUGUGAUAUUGCUUCCCUUUGCAGGAAUUUUUUCUUAUUAAUUAUGAGGGUUAAUGGAUAUUGUGUUGAUUGUGCAUCCUCGAUAAGAGGCUAUUGGUGGUUCUGUGCAUUGAAUUUUACCAAGGUAAAUUGUUGUUGUAUACUAUGAAUUAAAUCACUAGGAUCUUCAUAAUGUCUUUUAGAGUUAGAAAAGAACAUCUAGGAUUUUCGUUUUUGAUGCUAGUAAUGAGAGUUCGUAUUAAAUUGGUCUAUAAUGGUUGAGGUACAUUUUUUAUAUUUUGACAAAAUUGUUAAUAAAUUUGGUGGUUUCUUUUA